AUGGUCGCCGUGUUUAGACCUUCUUGUUGAGGCGGAGACACAAAGUCUACGUCUACUCAAUGCCAUCGAUCAGCCAUGGAAAAGGAGAUCUUCCUAAUCAUUGUCCUCACCCACGUUUCAGUUAAUUCUUAUUUAACUCUGGUGGAGGAAGCCAGUCACCCAGUACUGUUAGGUAACGUGGCCAAUCUCACAGACAUAUCCAGGAUACUGGCAUCAGAAGACCUCAGCUCACUGAGAUACACUAUAGUUUCUCGUUCAGACAAACUGGACAGGAAAUUCGAAAUUGAUGAUAUUUCAAGUGACCUAUCUGCAGUAGAAGCUAUCGACAGAGAAGAAAUGUGCAGCGAUGUACAAGAGUGUAUUUUGAAAAUGGACAUAGCCGUGCAAUCUUUGACUAGUGCGUUUUUCAUGAAAUUUCACGUCAAUAUAAAAGUUAUUGACAUCAAUGACAAUACACCUGAGUUUGAAGUUGAAAGUUUUCGUACGAGUGUUGCGGAAAAUGCGAAAAUUGGGUGGUCCAUAGCGCUCCCUAAUGCUGUAGAUAAGGACGGGUCAGCUAAUAAUCAUUUAAUUUCCUACAAUUUAUCUCCAACGCAUAUUCCAUUCGACCUGGAGAUUAAAGAUAAUACACCCUGGUUAGUGCUGGUAUCCCAGCUUGAUAGAGAAACAACACAGCGUUAUAUAACAUCGGUCAUAGCCAUUGAUGCUGGGGAUACGACAAGGAAUAGUACUCUGUCCGUGUAUAUUAAUGUUAGCGACGCCAAUGACAACCCUCCAGUGUUUCAACAGAAGUCAUACGAAACAAGGAUACCCGAAUCUAUAAAUACAAAUGCUACCAUUCUACAAGUUACAGCUGAAGAUUUAGACGCGGGUGUAAACAGCAGAGUGGAGUAUUCGCUUGCUAGAGACAAUGCACCAAAUGUGAAAAAGUAUUUUCAGAUAGAUCCUUUAUCUGGUGGAAUACGUGUUCUGACAUCAUUACGAUCGGAAGGUGGGAAACAAUUUGAUAUAACGGUACAAGCCUCCGAUUCGGGUUUUCCUGUACUGUCAGCAUAUGUUUAUAUAGCCGUUUUCAUAACGGAUACCCAGAAUGACGCUCCGUCGAUAAACACACAGCUGCUCUUCAGUCGAAACGGAGUUGCAUCGAUUCAAGAGUCUUCUCCCUUUGGGCGAGUUGUCGCCCUUGUUAAUGUUGACGAUAACGAUUCUGGUUUUAACGGCGAAGCCAUUUGCUCCAUGGAAAAUAACUAUUUUCAACUUCAAAGACUUCAACAGAACGAAUAUAAAGUGUCGUUACGACGACCAUUGAACCGAGAGCUGAUAUCAAAGCACGAUCUCGUCAUCAGCUGUCACGACUUGGGAAAUCCACCUUUAACAUCCACAUCGUCGUUUACAGUUGUAGUUGAAGAUGAAAAUGACAGCCAACCGGUGUUUGAGAGUGACAUAUAUCGGUUUGUUGUUCAAGAAAACUCCACACUACCCAUGUACAUAGGCAAGGUUUCGGCGCUGGACAGGGAUGCGGGGAUCAAUGGUGACGUGAUGUAUGACCUUGUCGGUGACGUCAACAACAAACAAUUCAUGUUAAGUAUAAAUAACACGGGUCACAUUGUAGCAAAUACAUAUCUGGAUUAUGAAAUGUCGUCCCAAAUAGUUCUGAACGUAUCCGCAAUUGAUAUGGGAGAGAAUCCCUUAACAGCCACAACCACAGUAUUCGUCAACGUUACGGAUAAAAAUGAUAACUUUCCACUGUUUGAAAAAUCGCUAUAUUCUUUCCGUAUCCUUGAAAACGAGCCUGUGAAAUAUGUACUGGGGUGUGUGUUAGCUAAAGAUGCUGAUUCAGGAGGGAACGGAAAUGUAUCCUACACCGGAUUGACGGAAGGCAGACAAGAUGUCUUACCUUUCUCAGUGACGUCAACCGGAUGUGUUACCCUUUCUGAAAAGUUGGACUACGAGCGAAUCAAUACAUACGAAUUCGGAAUUGUAGCAACAGAUCACGGAGACCCCGUUAUGAACACGACGGCUUUUGUGUCGAUUUCUUUAAUCGAUGAAAAUGACAACAAUCCUGUUAUUGUAUUUCCUAUGGAGAAUAAUGACACCAUCGUCAUCGGACACAGAACCGCAGCAAAAACAGACAUCGCUGUAGUCCAGGCUUAUGAUAUGGACAGCAGUGAAAACGGCAAGUUACUUUACUCGUUAGUUUCACAAAAUGAGUCGGAUCUCUUUGAAAUUGACACUACUUCCGGGUAUAUUUCAACCACACGUGAAAUAGACAUAGUACAUGAUAUAAACACCUACAUACUGUGGAUCCAUGUGUCUGAUUGUGGCACGCCUCAGCUACAGGCAACAGCUUAUCUCAACGUUCAAAUUCAGGAAUUAUCGGUGAUGGAUGAGGGAGUUUCAGACCGCUUCAAGAAUUUAAAGAUUGUUACGGUUCUGGUUUGUGUGACGGUUCUGUUGUCCUUAUCGGUCAUGACGAUCGUGUGUCUUAUUAAAUAUUUGGACAAACGAAAAAAACAGGUUACGAUUACCAGACCUAGACAUCUGGGUUUACGAGACUUCAACGAGAUCACGAUCGCCCCUGAAAUGUACAACUCCACCACAUCUGAUAGGACGAAAUAUGUUGCUAAUAACAUGUCAUACCUCACUGAUUUAUCUGAUGGUCCAUCAGUGUACACAAGUACAGCCUCAAGGCAAAAUAGAUACAAUGAUGUCAUAAGGUCGUCACGUGACCCAAAAAUGAACUCAAAAGAUGAUGAUGAUGAUGAAAAGAAAUCAUGUCGUCAUCAUAAAAAGGCGAUGCAAGCUGGCGUGAACACAUGGAAGCCCGUCAAUGACCUUCACUCUGAUCCUGAGGUCAGCGUCCUUGACAUUAUGCAGCGUCACAAUCAGGUCGUGCGGUCGGUCAAGGCCAACCGAAAACAAAGACAUAAAUGUGUAGCUGAUGUAUUUUACAAAGAAGAGUUGGGCUGGAGCCCCAGAGAUCCCCUCGAAAGUGACAGCGGUGUCGGCGGCAGUGAUAUCGAGAUGAAAAUGUCUAAGAUUACGAUACCUGUUUAGGAAGGAUGGGUGUCGAAGAAGCAAAAGACAGCUGUUUUCUGUGUCUCUGUGAUGUGAUGAUGACCGACAACCACGUGCCGCAAUCUCUGUCAUCAGCAAUUGACCGCUACCGUGGCGAUGCCCUGUCUCCAUAGUGCAUUUGCUCAAAGCGGAACGGAAUUUAGUUUCAAAUCCAACGUAAAAUUCUUUGUAUCCGGCCGUGAAUAAAAUACAUGUUAACAAUUUACGACUGAAACGAUUGGCCGACACAACAUCACGAUAUUCUCAAACAAAUUAUAAGCGUAAACAAAUUUGUUUUGUUUGUCUGUUUGUUUGUUGUUUAACGCCGCACUCAGCAAUAUUUCAGCUAUAUGACGAUGGUCUGUAAAUAAUCGAGUCUGGACCAGACAAUCCAGUGACUGAUGUCAUGAACAUCGAUCUACGCAAUUGCGACACGAUGACGAAGGGUUUCUGAAGACCUUUUCUACCUCGGAUCUGCACGGGUCUCAUGACUUGUAGAGAAUCUGUUCAAGAUAAUAGAAAUAACAUGUGUAAUUUAUAGCUUUAAAAACCUCAUUCUAAUGGCCUAUCAACUGGCUGAAAUUAGCAAUUUGGGUUUAUGACAAGUCCAAUAUUCAGUACCGUACCGAAAGGUGUGUUGGAAAACUAUUUUUAUCUGAUGUUAAUCCAUAACUCUGACCUGAUAUAGAGCUCCCUCGGUGGUAUCAUCAGUUUUCGUUUAGAUCUCCAUUUUAUGUGACAUAUUUUUAUCAAAACGGAGAAAAAAUACACUGUGUGUUUGGUGAUGUUGUUACAACGAUAUGUUGUAUCGUUAUUCGUUUUGCGCACAUCUUUCCCUGCUUGUAAUUGCACAUAUACUGUGCACAUUCUACACAGAAAUAUACCUUAGAGAAUUAUGUCCACGCAUAGUUCAUACAGAAUUAUAUAUCGGUGAAGGUGGUUCGCUCGUCACGCCGAAAACCCGGGUUCGAUUCUCCACAUGGGUACCAUGUGUGGAACCCAUUGCUGGUGUCCCCGCCGUGAUUUCGCUGGAAUAUUGCUAAAACGGCAUAAACCAACUCCCUCAAUCCAUUCAAGUCAAUCUGAGCAUAGUUUGUGCAUGCAAGUUGAACAUUAGGUGCAUCGUUUUACUCCCUCUAAAAUAUAUAAAAUAAAUAAAAACAUAUUUGAGUAAAAACAAUAUUUCAGUCAUUGCAAAUAGCACUUCUACCUUAUACCCAACAUCUCACCUCUCGGGGAGUGUAAAUACUUUCAACUCAUUCUGUGAAGCCGGCAUCAUUUUGUAAAUAA
Haliotis rufescens (red abalone) is the source of this 4347-nucleotide messenger RNA. RefSeq names its product protocadherin-7-like. Gene Ontology annotation, cellular component: plasma membrane. Gene Ontology annotation, molecular function: calcium ion binding. NCBI's taxonomy places the organism in Eukaryota, Metazoa, Mollusca, Gastropoda, Lepetellida, Haliotidae. The transcript has 5 exons. Bases 76 to 3057 code for a protein of 993 amino acids. Gene Ontology annotation, biological process: homophilic cell-cell adhesion. The record is from RefSeq and is a predicted model, not a curated record.